Molecule: messenger RNA, 279 nt
Organism: Macrosiphum euphorbiae (potato aphid)
Lineage: Eukaryota; Metazoa; Arthropoda; Insecta; Hemiptera; Aphididae
Source: the annotation of a GenBank genome assembly
AUGCUAGGUCUUAGGAAUGAUAAGAUUAAGUCUGAGUCAACGAAUAAUAGUUGUAUUGCCGAUCAUAUUGGUACUGCAGCUGUUGAGUGGACCUGUUCAAAUGCUGCUCUAGUAGUGGGGUGCAGAAACCAGAGACCCCGAAGAAAAAGUGUGCUUCAGGAAGUAGAAGAAGUCGUUCAACGACAGGGCAAGUCACUAUACGCUUGGGAUAUCGGUUGGAAUGAAGAACGACCAGUUGGCGAAACCGUCGGUAUCAGCCAGCUGGACGAGUACGCCUAG